Cinara cedri is the source of this 1470-nucleotide messenger RNA. Lineage: Eukaryota; Metazoa; Arthropoda; Insecta; Hemiptera; Aphididae. The record is from the annotation of a GenBank genome assembly.
AUGGAAAAUACGAGUGUAUAUGUAUUCGUCUGUCGUUUUACUUUCCAGCCAGCAAGUCAUAUUCCUCUUCGGAGCCAGUGCAGUCGAUCGGUUUGAUAUCUUUUUCGAAUUUGUCGCGUAAGAAUUUCCCGCCUGGACAGUCCUACGCGUUAUUGUUUCAGGUGCUGGUCGUCUUACUCGUCUCUUUGCGUUCGCAUUCUACAGCCUUUCGUAAUAUUUCCACCGCGUUCGGAUUACCACGCGGCGGCAGGUCCUCUAUUGUCCUUGCGCGUAUCGGCUCGUCGGCUUUGCAUCCAUACGCCAUUCCGUCUAUGGAUGAGAUUCCGUGAGUAGAGUCCCUGUCGUGCUGCGUAGGAAGCUGUAUCUCGACUCAAAUCUACUGUUACGCGGAGUAGGCCAUUGCGGAGGGCGCUUUUCGUCGGAGUUGCGCGACAUUUCAUUAUUUAUUUUUCCGCUGUCGCCUUCAUUUCCAUAUCCUUACGAGGCUAUACCACAUGGCGUGUGUAUAGUUUAUCGGAUUCUUUCAAAAUUGGUCAAUCGGCGGCAAUUUUUUUUUUUUUAAUUUCGUCUUAUCUAAUUUUUUCCCCUUAUUUUUUGAUUUGAAUCACACGAGUGACAUUUCAAAAUUGAAUUUAUUUAUAUCGAACAAAUAUUUGAAACCGUUUUAAUCGACUUGAGCCCAUUUUCUCCUCACCAAAGAUGUACGUAAAAACAAUAAUUAUAUGUGGCAUAGGUACAGUCAUCGACAGAAAUAAUUAACUAUUUAAGUGAAAAAGUUUUUUUCUUUUUGUCAACUAUCUUUUUCACUGUAUAUUUAAUGCGGAGGGACAAUAAUUAUAACGAUAAAAUUAGUCGUUUAAAUAAUACGUAAUCGAAUUAGCGCGUCGGGAUUAACAAAUUAUUGUCUAUGUUGAACCGCCGCCGCCAUCGCCGUCAAUUUAGAUUAAAUCGUCAUUUCGUUUCCGUAUGUUUGAGUAUACGUAAUAAUAUGAUUAUUUUCAAUUGACUCGUUUAAAAAAAAAAAAAAAAAAAAAACAUAUUUUCCGUACCGCGUUCGAGUUCAUGUAUGAAUACGUAAACUGUCAAUUUAGAUUCAUAAUUUGUAAUAUUGCAAUGUUUAUUUACGACCGUUGCGUCAAAAUUAUAUAUCCAAAAAAAAAAAAACAACCCUAAUAAUUAAGAUCACAUUUUAAUAAUUAUUGAAAAACAUCUUUGGACCGGCAAGGAGGAUAACAUAAUCGGAGACCUGGAGACGACGGGAAAAACUGAAAAUAGUAUUUUAGGGAUCGUCGAAAACGGAACACUGCGGUCGCGCACCAAGGAGAAGCCAACGCUCACUAUACACUAAGGGCAGUAUCGGAAUCGAACCCCGUAGGGAAAGGACCUUUGGGAAUGCUGAGGUUGAGGCGGGACAACGCGAAAGACAACAUCAGGAAGUGGACCGAAUUGGAUUAUUUCGGCCAUGGGUGA